UAGGCUGAUUUACCAAAAUUAUGUUUUAUUGUAGGGCAGCUUUAUGUAAUUUCUGCAAAUUGGCCAAAAAAAUUGGAACGGUUCAGCCCCAGUAUGGAAUUCCACUAAAGAACCACCUAUGUGGGCUACAGUGGAGCGUCAUGCUGAAGAUACAGUGGCCUUCCCCUCUGCGCAAUGAAUAUCUGAACUUGGAUUACAACAGUAUUUUCAGUUCCAAAAAUACUGUAUUUUAGGCUGGAGGAGGGCUUUUGAUUUCAGCCUUCUCUGUGCAGAGAUUCAGAUUUUUCUUACAAAAUUACAGAGGUUGAAGGCUCUUGUUUUGGCCUUGGUGCAGGGAUGAGGGAGCGUUAGCUACCGCAUGCUUUGGUAAACUGGUGAGCCAAGUAUAAGUGUCAUAACAAACAGUGAAGUUACUUAGCCGGAACGAUAUCCAUAUACACUGGCAUUUAAGCAGGCACAUAGAUUUCUUUUAAUUACUGUGAUCUUGUGCUGUCCCAGUGAUCCUUGAAUAAGAAACCUCUUUAUUGCUGUUAGUCUGAAGGCAGCCUUUAGUGUGACAGCGAAAUACAUCAUUAUGUCUGUGGAGUUAAAGACAGUAUUUGAAUCGCAGUUAUUUUAAAAUCGUGGUGGUUGUACAAUCCUGGUUCAGCCACGGGUUUGAGCUUUAAAGUGCUGAAGAGCUGCUCUGGAUGGAGCACAUGUGGGCUGAGGCUUGCUUUCUGUUGAAGAACAUGAAGAAAGCAGGAUGUUCCUCUGCAUGAGGCAGCAGCUGCCAGGUUUAGGACCCCUGGUGAAAAGUAAUUUCAGUCCUUGUGUAGGACCACUCACCUGUUGGACAGAUUUCACCUCAUUAAUUUGUGGUGGUAGUAAGACCAAACUGUUAAAAGCAGUUUUCAGUGAUCCCACUAAAGGCACUUUGUAUAAAAACACGACUUAGAAUGUGUGUCUUGGGGAUAAAUUAUAGAAGAAUAUCUAGUAAUUUUCAUGAUAAAGACUAUUGUUGCUAGCAUGGUGCCUGCGUAAGGUUUUGACUGUUUCUGUAAGAAGAAUAUAAGGUAUGUGUCCCGGAUUCUGUGGAAAAGUGGUAUGUGUUAGCUGAAAAUACUGCUGGAAAUCUAUUGCAAGUUAGGACAGGAAUUAAAAUGAAUAUUUCAGUAGGUGGAUUCUCAUGCUAUGGAACCUGCAUUUAAACAUAAUAUUUUAUAUACAAUGUUCCUACACUUAAUCAAACGGGGUGGGAUUGACAUCCUGUAGGAAGCUGACGAGUCCAAUCUGUGUGAUUUCAGUGGGCAGUGAAUUUGCGGUGGGCAGGUACGUUCUGAGGCUCCUGAGCAUUGCCAUGGAGGUAGGUGUAACAGGAGAUGGUACGGAACCAGUUAGGGCCGAGAGACGUUUCUAGAGUGCAAAUGCAGGCAUAGAGAACCUAAAGGGCUCCAGCAGUAGCUGACACGGACAAACACGUUUUUAUUUUCCAUUUAGGAAAAUGAGGGCAAGGCAGUGACUCUCCUGCCACUCAUCAAGACAGCAAAGCACAGUUUGAUUUAGUGCAGCUAUUACCGAAACUCAUUGGCCACUGUGUAUUAUGAGGUAUUCUUAAUGUGGAUUCAAAUAGUGGAGCUGCAUGGUCUUUAGUUUCAAAAUUGUUUUCAAGAUCCUGAGUACUUGCAGGUUCUUAACAGUUAAACAGCUUGUAGGUGGAUUAUGUGGAAGUGAAUCCCAGAGUCUUAAACUUACAUUCAUUGAACUGCUUUCUCUUCUUUUUCCAUGGAUUACUUCUGGGGCUGGCUGCUGCUCUUGAAGUCUUUUUCAGGUAAUAGCUACACUGUGAAAUCAUCAGCUUGGGAGUUUUAGGGCUGUUCCUUCAGUCAGGAAAAGAGCAGCGAGGAUGAGUAGGGACUUGCACACUUGGCACUGCUGCAGGAGCCCCUGGGAAUCUGGAACUGCUGGCCUGUGGCCUCAGCAGGUGGUCACUAGCUGCCAAGAGAAGAUCCAGCACUGGAAGAAGGUGGAGAGUGAUUAUGAUGCUCUUCAGGAACGACUCCGUACGUUGCCCGACAAGCUGUCCUACGAUAUCAUGGUACCUUUUGGUCCUCUUGCCUUUAUGCCUGGAAAGCUUGUCCACACCAAUGAGGUUACUGUUCUGCUCGGGGACAACUGGUUCUCAAAAUGCUCAGCCAAGCAGGCUGUUGAGCUGGUGGAGCACAGAAAAAAACAUGUAAGGAAAGCACUGGAUGAUUUGCAGAAAGUCAUGAAGAAUUUUGAGUCUCGAGCUGAAUUCACUGAAGAUCUGCAGAAGAUGAGUGAUGCUGCAGGUGAAUUUGUUGACAUAAGAGAAGAAAUUGAAGAUGAUAGCAUUGAAACAAAAGGAAAAUACAGAACUGCUCACAAACCUCAUUCAAAGCCAAAAGUAUCAAACUUUUUUGAGGUAGAUUUUGCAGCAAAUGGAAGUGAUACAAAAUCAACGGGCCGUUUCCAGUCAGAGGAGGAGCUGUGGGCCCGCUUGGAAGAGCUCGAGAGACAAGAAGAGCUCCUGGGUGAACUGGACAGAAUGCCUGAUACGGCUGAGACAACUGGAGAAGACACGACCUCCUCUGAAGAGGAGAAGGAAGAUAAGAGAAGAGAUCUGAACGGGACGUAUACAGCAGAAGACUGUAUUACUCAGGGCAACUUCCAUAAAGAAGUAACAAAUUCAGACUUGUUUGGUGGCCAAGUCAAUGGCUCUACUUAUUAUCACAGUGAUGACGAAGAUGACGUAGAUGUUGGAGAUAAUUCUGUUCCAACUAUUUUUUUCUCUCACACUGUUGAACCUAAAAGGGUAAGAAUAAACACAGGAAAAAAUACUACUUUGAAAUUCAGUGAAAAGAAAGAAGAGGCCAAGCGUAAAAGGAAGAACAGCAAUGGCAACGGUCAUGCGACUCCAGAACUGCCUAACAUCAAAACCCCAGCAGACAUUUACCGAGUCUUUGUUGAUGUUGUGAAUGGAGAAUAUGUCCCUCGUAAAUCAAUUCUGAAGUCUCGAAGCAGAGAGAACAGUGUUUGUAGUGAUACCAGCGAGAACAGUGCUGCUGAGUUUGAUGACAGACGAGGAGUUCAGAGGAGUAUUAGCUGUGAUGAAGCUACUCAGAGUGACAACAGCGAAGGCCUGCUGGAGGAGGAGGAGGAGGAGGAGGAGGGGCGACAGCAGCUACCAAAAAAGCUUCCUCCCUCUUCAGGGACAACUGAGGCAUUUUCCGGAACCGUAGUAGAAAAGGAGCCUUUGUCUCCGUCCUUCACGCCACACCCAGUCAUGGCUCACCCUGUCCUGCCCACCAUUCUGGAGCGAAAAUCCGAGGAGGUUUUGUCCGAGGCACCAGAAGAACCUACAAAGAGGAUCUCCAAAUUCAAAGCUGCCAGAAUGCAGCAGACUACCUAGGUCCUGCUCGCUGGCAGAGUUCUCUGGCCUGAUUUGCAUCUGUUGGGAUGAGGUAAAGCUGGAUGUGUUACACCUCACCAAAAGGGUAUCCUGUCUUAAUUUGGCAUCAAUUAUCUAAACUUUUAUAGGCAACAUUAAAAGAAGUUCAGUGUUGGAACUCCUGAGUGUUCCUCAUCUCACCUUGUCCCUUUCCCUGUCUGCUGUCAGCACCUUUGUAUAUGUUUGCCUUAUGACAGCAGCACUUGGGUUCUUUCUCCCAAACUGUUCCUUACAUACAUUGUUUUUGUGUUUAAACCUAAAUACAGGCAGUUUGGUGCCAGCUGUGAUGUUCUCCGUACCAUAUGGACCAUUUUAAGGAAACUUUUCACAUUUCAAAUAGAUUCACCAAUUAUAUCACAUUACUUGCUUUAGCAUUUUAAGACUCACUUGUAUUCACAUUGUUGUAGGUUUUGCAACUAGGUGUCUGCCACAAGGUUUUUUCCUUCUUUCAAGCCUCUCUGGUUUCUCGCUGUACAGAUCUAUAAAACGCUGGGUUCAUGUACAUUGCAGGGAAGUUUCUUUGAUGGAAAAGGGUAUUUUGUAAAAUUAAAUUUUCAGUAAAAAGGCUGUGGAAGUUGUGUG
Cuculus canorus (common cuckoo) is the source of this 4033-nucleotide messenger RNA. RefSeq names its product URI1 prefoldin like chaperone (gene URI1). The transcript is spliced from 11 exons. The record is from RefSeq and is a predicted model, not a curated record. Gene Ontology annotation, molecular function: chromatin binding; phosphatase inhibitor activity; transcription corepressor activity. Bases 1886 to 3412 code for a protein of 508 amino acids. Lineage: Eukaryota; Metazoa; Chordata; Aves; Cuculiformes; Cuculidae. Gene Ontology annotation, biological process: negative regulation of transcription by RNA polymerase II; negative regulation of phosphatase activity.